Amoebophrya sp. A25 is the source of this 1146-nucleotide messenger RNA. The record is from the annotation of a GenBank genome assembly. NCBI's taxonomy places the organism in Eukaryota, Dinophyceae, Syndiniales, Amoebophryaceae.
CAGUAGGAGCUAUCUAAUUUUUCAAGCAGGAAAACAAGGCCCAAUGCAUCAUUUGACGACCGGCAGUGAGAAUAGUAAUAAGGUAACCAAUUGCUGAGUGAGCGCGAAGUAGAUAGUUGCCUUCAUUUGAGUAACUUAAAAGUUAAAGAUUCCUUGGCCGUGUCCUUGACUGACGUUUUUUAGUGAUGACUGAAGAUUAGGCAUCCAGUCGCUGUAGUGCAAAAUGAUGAAUGUGAUAGCGUUUCCCGCUGAAGGGAUGUCAUGCGCUGACGGCAGUGCAGUUGAGUCAAGCCUUCGGGGAAUGGCGUGGGGAGGCGUCUUCUCUUCUCUAUUUUGUGGACCCAGAGACCGCGCUUAUCUCCUGCUAGAAAACGCCCCGCAUCUUAGAGACGCUUCCUCGUCACCAGCGUGGUCAAAUGUCGCCGCGAAAGGAAAAGAUACAGAGCGCGCGACCACUAGAACGAUGACGAACAACGUGACAACGGACCAGCAAGCGAAACGAGGUGGCGUCACCUCCGUAAGUAGACGCUUUCCUGACUCAUUCGCGCCGACUCCAUCAUCAGCUACUUCGCUAUCGAGACUCCGCACUGCAGCGCUUAGCGUGACCCGUGUGGGGCGGCAUUCAGUUCUUUGCGGGUUCUGGGCAUUUGUGACGUCCUUCAGCCUGUGCACGAUGGAGCGCGAGUGGUCUGAGCUACCGCGGCCCUACUACUCGCUGGUAGCCGGUGGCUUUUCAGGCGCACUCACGGGCAUGGCGAGACUGGCUUCACCCUUGAGCGUAAUAGGCCAUGCCGCAGGAAGCGCAGCCUUCGUAACGGCUGCGACACAAGAUGCAUCUGUAGCAGAAUUCAUGUUGGAGCACAUCGUUACGGGGGACGACUCUCCUCGAGGAAUAAUAACAAACGAAGGCGACAGUGAAGCAAUAUCAAGAUAUCACGACGCAAGACAAACUCCGAGAGAUCUCCAUGAAAAAUUUUAAAGGACAUACAUUUCGGAUUCUUGUGGAAGCACUUUGUUUGGGAACAAGUGUCAACACAGGUGGUGGAGGCAUUUUCCCUCUUCGGGGUCUCUCGGUAGCGAAGACUAUGAAGUAACCCGGAUGAAAAAGGUAAGAACUCCAGCUGUUGCUGACUUGACAAGGCCAAC